AUCACGUGGAGAUGAGCCAACUUAACUGCACUCUAUCAUGCACAGGGAUUAAAUGGAUACAUAAUUCCCUGUGCAUAAUCAUUAUUGCUAGCAUGAUCAUUUCAUAAAAAGAUUUUAUAAAUAAGUAAAAACCUUAGCCUAAUCCCAUAAACCCAAAAACAUGUUCGAGAAAAAAAAUCAUGCCAUGGACAUCCAAGAAAGGCAUUUCAAUUGGGUAUGUUCAAAAAGAUCUAGUAUAGGAUAAAUUUUCAGAAACCUAGCAGGAAUUCCCCGUACCAAAAUGCCACGGAUAGAUCGUGUGAAAGCCGAGUAGUGCUCCACAUCCCCUCAUGCAAGUAGAAACAAAAUCUUGAACUGAAUCUAGCCGAAAAAGGCUUUGAUUGGCCACUACUGUGCAUGCUCUCUUAAAGCACGAGCCACCAAAGGCAUGCUCUGCAAUUACCAAGAACUAAUUCUCUCUGUAACUCCCAAUCCACCACCCCUAGCAUUUACUCCUUGCGUGGUUUUAAAUGUCAGUUUCCAAUGUGCCCAAUGAUCUCAGGGUUUAUGGGCCGCAUUUCCCUUCCAUCUUCUCCAUAUAAUUGCUGGCCUGCAAGCAAUUCCAGCAUCUCCCAUUCUCCCGGAAGGAUGGAGGCCAACCAUGAGGAGAGCUGCCUGUUGCCUUACUGGACAAGUGCUUGGGCUGGUAGCAACCUGCUCGAAGAGGAAGCGCUCCUCUCCAGCCUCUCCUUCCCGAGCUUGCACUUCCAGCCGUCCUACUCGACCAUCACCCCCAGCAACAUUCUGCAAGAUGAGCUCGACGCCAUCUUCAAGGACGAUGUGCUGAAGCACUGGGACGAGAUGGAGCGAGCUGACAGCAAGGCAGAGGACGGCGGCCACAAAAGGUUGCCGCUGCUCUGCUACGGCGAUGAGAAGGAUGUGUUCUCCGGCUCCAACUCCGGCGCCACCAAGGUCGCCGGAGCGGACCAGCGUGCGAGGCCGCCGGAGGAGACGGCCCUGACGUUCGAGCUCGUGUCGCAGUACUUCUACAUGCCGAUCAUGCAGGCGGCGCGGGAGCUCAACGUCGGCCUCACCCUCCUCAAGAAGCGGUGCCGGGAGCUCGGCAUCCCGAGGUGGCCGCACCGCAAGAUGAAGAGCUUGCAGUCCCUCAUCAACAAUGUCCAGGUCCUGCAGGAGGCCGGCAAGGCGACCGGGGAGGAGCAGCUGCGGGCGGUGGUGGAGAUGCUGCAGCAGGAGAAGCAGCUCCUGGAGCAGAGGCCGUACGUUCAGCUCGAGAAGAAGACCAAGAGGCUCCGGCGGGCCUGCUUCAAGGCCAACUACAAGAAGAGGCGGCUCUUGGCUCUCGAAGGUGAGGAGGCAACAAGAACAACCCACAAGUACUGAUCCAAUCCAACAAAUAUACGAGCGAUGAG
Molecule: messenger RNA, 1412 nt
Organism: Panicum virgatum (switchgrass)
Lineage: Eukaryota; Viridiplantae; Streptophyta; Magnoliopsida; Poales; Poaceae
Product: protein NLP5-like
Exons: 4
Coding region: 523-1383 (286 amino acids)
Molecular function (GO): DNA-binding transcription factor activity
Source: RefSeq, a predicted model, not a curated record